Erythranthe guttata (spotted monkey flower) is the source of this 633-nucleotide messenger RNA. The record is from RefSeq and is a predicted model, not a curated record. NCBI's taxonomy places the organism in Eukaryota, Viridiplantae, Streptophyta, Magnoliopsida, Lamiales, Phrymaceae.
AUGUCACUAAAGCUAGGUACACUAACAACAGUAGUAAUCUCUUCCCCCAAAGCUGCAAAAACAGUGCUUCAAACACACGACUUAAUCUUCUCCAGCAGAACAAUUCCCUGCGCCGCCGAAAUCCUCAGCCACCACGAAUUCUCCAUUGCGUGGCUCCCCGCCGAGAAUCGAUGGCGGAAGCUCCGAAAAUUAUGCCAAGAGCAGAUGUUUUCCGUCGCCAGGCUGGACGCCAGCCAGAAUUUGAGGAGAGAGAAGCUGCGGAAGCUCCGCGGCUACGUCGGAGCCUGCUCUGAAACGGGCCGGGCCGUGGAUAUCGGCGACGCCGCAUUCACGACGGCGUUGAAUUUGAUGUCGGCGACUCUUUUCUCGUUGGAGUUCGCGCCGGAGUUCGAUUCCGAUUCGUCGCAGGAGAUGAAGGACGUUGUUUGGGGGGUGAUGAAAUGCGCCGGCAGCCCUAAUUUUGCGGAUUAUUUCCCAAUUCUGAAAUCGGUCGAUCCUCAGGGGAUCCUCAAAGAAGCAAAGAUUUAUUUCCAGAAAAUUAAAUCGACUACGUGUUUGAGAUUCUCCCUAUUAAAAGAAGUGUUGAGGGGGUUAGCCCGCAUGGGUGUAGCUCAACUGGUUCCGAGAUGGUAA